Messenger RNA from Ilyonectria robusta, 943 nucleotides. RefSeq lists its product as uncharacterized. Lineage: Eukaryota; Fungi; Ascomycota; Sordariomycetes; Hypocreales; Nectriaceae. The transcript is spliced from 3 exons. The coding region runs from base 96 to 905 and encodes 269 amino acids. Gene Ontology annotation, cellular component: cytoplasm. Gene Ontology annotation, molecular function: saccharopine dehydrogenase activity. The record is from RefSeq and is a predicted model, not a curated record.
AUUCGAUUCCCAGACACAACUUCCUGACAGUGCUUCGAUCUGCGACCAUUCCACCUCCUCGUCCUUUUUAAAUCGUCAGAUUGUCAAUCGCAAUCAUGUCCUACCCUGCUAUCCUCCUCCGCGCCGAGCAGAAGCCGCUCGAGCACCGCUCUUUCUCCCCCGCGGUCAUCAAGACCCUUAUCGAUGCCGGCUACCCCAUCUCCGUCGAGCGCUCCUCCACCGACCCCAACUUCAAGCGCAUUUUCGAGGAUUCUGAGUACGAGGCUGCUGGUGCUACUCUCGUCCCAAGCGGUGUCUGGCCCGAUGCUGCCCCCGGCACUAUUAUUCUUGGCCUGAAGGAGAUUCCUGAGGAGGACUUUCCCCUCAAGAAUGACCACAUCACCUUUGCCCACUGUUACAAGCAGCAAGGUGGGUUUGAGAAGGUUCUCGGUCGAUUCCCCCGGGGUGGCUCUACCCUCUACGAUUUAGAAUUUUUAGUCGACUCCGUUGGUCGUCGCGUGAGCGCAUUCGGGUAUCACGCAGGCUUCACUGGCGCCGCGCUGGGCAUCAAGACCUGGGCAUGGCAGUUGACACACCCUGGCGAGAAGCUCCCUGCUGUGGCCACCUUCACCGAGGGUCGUGGGUACUACCUGAACGAAGAGGAGCUCGUUAGCCAGAUCCGAGAGGAUAUCGCCGCCGGCGAGAAGGUCCUUGGACGUAAGCCCACUGCCAUGGUCCUCGGGGCGCUUGGCCGUUGCGGCCGUGGUGCUGUCGAUCUGUUCAUCAAGGCUGGCAUUGCCGAUGAGAGCAUUACCAAGUGGGACUUUAAUGAGACGAAGGAUCGCGAGGGCCCCUACGAGGAGAUUGCCCAGCACGACAUCUUCCUCAACGCCGUAAGUACCGAAGUACUGCUUUCUAUUUCAUAACUAACAACCAGCUAGAUCUACCUCUCCAAGCCCAUCCC